AUGAACACGACCCAUCUUGAUAUCUGGUUCAUGUUAUCCAUUUCAAAGCAAUUCGUCAUCACCUCCCCCCAAUCUAAUCCAUUCCAACAAUGCAACCCUCUCAAUCCCACCUACCUGACUCAUCCCCAAACAGGCAACCAAAACCAAAUCGAAGCAAACAAACGCAAACGCAUAACGGAAGCAAAUAAGUCCGUUCCCAGCUCAGCGCAGCCAAACAGAACUUCAAACAAACCCCACCGAAGCCUACCUUCAUGUAUGGUGGUCCAGUCCCAUGUGUCUGUCCCAAACCCUGCCGCUGCCGGGCACGCACGGCUGUUUUUUAAUUUAUCUUAA
Cadophora gregata is the source of this 333-nucleotide messenger RNA. RefSeq lists its product as uncharacterized. NCBI's taxonomy places the organism in Eukaryota, Fungi, Ascomycota, Leotiomycetes, Helotiales, Ploettnerulaceae. The transcript has a single exon. The record is from RefSeq and is a predicted model, not a curated record. The coding region runs from base 1 to 333 and encodes 110 amino acids.